AUGCUCGUAAAAUCUGUAAUAAGGCAAGCUGCUAGUCUUGCGUCAACAACGACAGCAACAGCGACAAAACCAGCUUCUCGACUACGACUGAGAAAAGCUGCAUUAACGUUGACGCCUGCUGCUGUUUCCAGAUUGAAGACACUAUCGGAUGGUCCCACACCCAAAUAUUUAAGGGUUGGUGUUAAGCAUAAAGGCUGUUCUGGUAAUGCCUACGAUUUACAAUUCACAGAUCAUAAAGGGAAAUUUGAUGAAGUCGUAGACCAAGAUGGUGUAACUGUAUUAGUCGAUUCAAAAGCUCUUAUUACAGUAUUAGGAAGUGAAAUGGACUAUGUUCAAGAUAAACUGUCAGAACGAUUCGUUUUUAACAACCCGAAUGCAAAAGGAACAUGCGGCUGCGGAGAAUCAUUUGCGCUUUAA
Mycotypha africana is the source of this 417-nucleotide messenger RNA. RefSeq lists its product as uncharacterized. The transcript has 3 exons. Bases 1 to 417 code for a protein of 138 amino acids. Gene Ontology annotation, cellular component: cytoplasm; mitochondrion. The record is from RefSeq and is a predicted model, not a curated record. Gene Ontology annotation, biological process: iron-sulfur cluster assembly. Lineage: Eukaryota; Fungi; Mucoromycota; Mucoromycetes; Mucorales; Mycotyphaceae. Gene Ontology annotation, molecular function: 2 iron, 2 sulfur cluster binding.